CGCUGUUCCCCGUGUGUUCUCGACUCCUUCCUCCCUCAUUUUCCCCCCUCCCCGCGUCCCUCGACCCCACGACGCGAGAAGUUUGCACAGCGAUGCUGGAGUGGGUGCUACCCGCAGCGAUGGGCAUCGAGAGCCUGCAGCUGAUCCUCGGCUCUCUCGUCUGCCUGCCCGUCCUCUGCGUCAUCCUGCUGGCCUGACGGACGGACUCCCCGCCGACCACAACGACCCGCCGGCUGUAUAACUAUUGUGGAACUCUGACUGACCUCUUUUCUCCUGUCUGUCUAUCUGUCUGUCCGUGCCGUCCCGCUGAGGGCGGCUAAUUAAGGCACCAGGGCCUGUUUCAGCGGCCUGCCUGGGUCUUCCUUCCUCCUCUACUGUCCCCCUUGUCUAACCCCUCUCUCCACCCCUCUUCUCUCCCUUCAGCGCGCCAGCCAUCUCUUUACGUAUCGGAUGCUGCGUAUUCCACCCCCAAUUAGCAAGGCCGCCAGUACUGUCGCUCCCACAACUGCCGAGCCGACAGACGGCGCCGUCACCAGACCAACGACGCCAUCGCACAGCGAUCUAUAUCCACCAUCGUCAACAGCACCAUCACAGCGUGUGAGUCUGUCCCUCUCCCCUCAAAGCAGCCCCCUCCGUCCAAGCCAGCCGCGACGAGGCGAUCGGAGGGAGGGCGGGGGAGGGAUGGUCAACAGGACUUCCACAUCCAUAGUCAACGACAGACAGGGCAGGAGGGCGCUGCUGGGCCUCGUGUGCCUGGCCGCCCUCGCCCUUCUCACCCAUAUCCACGGAGCCGACGCGAAAAUAUCUAACACAGGUUGGUACUCGUUGGGGAAUACGUGUGGGCGCUUGUAUGCAUCUCGUGGUGUGUGUUUCUGUUCCACUGUCUUUCUUCAGCAGCCCACAACGGUCGUCUGAUCCUUCGGUUCACAGAGCGGUCCGAAGGCCACCACUCCCGUCUGCAGCGGCACCUGACCGCCCAGGGCGUCCCCCUCCGAACCCCCGCGCACAUCCAGCACAGGCGGCGGCACCUCUCCGCGGACACUGACGACCCCUCGGCCCUCGAGUACCUGCCCAACGUCGACCUGGAGAUCCUCCACAUCGACCCCACCGCUGAGAAGGCCGACGUCUGCGCCAUGGUGCAGCAGCAGUACGGUCAGGUGCUCGACCUGUGCGAGGCCGACCACCGCAUCUUCGGCAGCCCCGACCAGCGGUCGGAGCCAUUCCAGCUCUUCGCGGUGGAUGACGACGACGUGACCACGCCACCGCCCGCCAGUGAGGAUGCAGACGAGGACGGCGUGCACGCCACUCACGGCGACGAGGGGCUCCCCAACGACCCCGGCUUCACCGAGCAGUGGGCGCUGUUCAACUCCUUGUAUGACGGCUUCGACAUCCACGCCCAGGAGGCGUGGAAGCUGAUACAGUCACGGAUCGUCAGCGGCCAGGCCACACUUACUGAGUCAGCCGGCGGGGGCACCCUGAGCGCCAGCUCGCUCGACGAGCCGUCGGACGCGGUGAAUGAGGACGGCGGCGAGAGCUUCAGGCCGAUCAUUGCCGUGAUUGACAGUGGGUCCGACUACACCCACCAGGACCUCGACGGCGCCCUGUGGAUCAACCAAGCCGAGUUCCACGGCCAGGAGGGGCACGAUGACGACGGUGAGUGGAGGAGAUUGAUGCCAUCAAUCUCAAUCCACACACGGACCACAUGCGUGGGUGUGUGUGUCUCAGGGAACGGGUUUGUGGACGACAUCUACGGCUAUGAUUUCCGCAACGACGACGGCGACCCGAUGGAUGACGACGGGCACGGGACACACGUGACGGGCAUCAUCGCCGCGGGGGGCAACAACGGCAAGGGCAUUGCGGGCGUCGCAUGGGCCGCCAGACCGCAGAUCAUGGCACUCAAGUUCAUGGGCAGGGACGCUGCUGACCCCACCACCACUACGGUCAGGGAGGGCAGACACCGGUGUGGGCACUGCGUAUGGCAAAUGGAUGGACUGUGUUGUUGGUUGUUUCAGGGUUGGACAUCUGAUGCCAUCCGUGCGCUGGACUAUGCCAUCCAGAUGGGGGCUCACGUGACCUGCAACUCCUGGGGAGGCGGCCCUUACGACUGGGUAAUAAACAACCAAGACACGAGAACAGACUCCAUUCCCCAGAACGUUGCUCUCGCCUUGUUCCCCCGUCUCUCCCACCCAGGGUCUCGAGCGUGCCAUUCAGAAAUCGGCCGACAACCAGCAGCUGUUCGUGGUGGCCGCAGGCAACGAGCAGCUGGACCUCGACGCGAGCCCCCAGUUCCCCGCGGGCUUCGCCGAGAAGAUCCGCAACGUUAUCAACGUGGCCAGCACGGACAAGCAGGGCGGCCUGCUGUACGACAGCAACUACGGCAAGGGGACGGUCCACCUUGGCGCGCCGGGGGAGAGGAUCCUUUCCACGGUUCUGGACGGCAAAUACGCCUACUAUAGCGGGACUUCAAUGGCCGCUCCCUUUGUCGCCGGUAAGCAGACGCAUGGGCGAUGGAUGGUUUGGAUGAGCGAGGGCAGUGUGUGUACCAUCUGUGUUUCGUGUGCAGGUGUGGCGGCCAUGGCGCUGAGUCUGCAGCCGUCUCUAGCGUUUGACUUUGAGUCUCUCCGUAAGAUGCUGCUGGGCACAGUCAACCCUCUGGAUGGCCUGAAGGGCGUCACCAUCACCGCCGGACAGCUCAACGCCAAGGGAGCUCUCGAGGUACACACCCCUCUCUCCCCUGUGUGUGUCCCCUCAGUGACAGUUUGUCUUUGCUGGCUGUGUCUGUCAUCAGGAGGCCAUCAUAGCGUCGGACAGCGCGUCCAUAAUCGUCAAGAAGCACUCGUCCUGCUUCCAGACGGACACCGACUUCCACGGCCACGACAUCCUCGGGCCCCUCACCACCACCUCGCCCCUCACUCUCAACGGCCGGCGGGUGCAGCCUCUGGCCGCCAGCACCCCCGAGGCCUGUCAGGAGGCCUGCCAGGCGCUGAGCACCUGUGCCUACUGGACCUUCAACAAGGCCAAGCAGUGCUGGCUUAAGAGGAAGGAUGCCGUCAGGGGCGCCAGCCUCGCGGAAGGGGCCGUCUCGGGACCAAAACGAUGCAGACCUAAGCGGCAAGGUAAGAGAGAAAUCGGCGGGAAGAGCUAGAGCUGAGCAUUGACUUUUCUCUGUCUGCCACUCACUCAGACGAGCGCCACAAAAGCAUGGCCACCAGUGGGUGUUUCGAGCACGACACUGCCCUGGCCAGCGUCAGCAAAACCGCCAAAAACACAUCCGACCCCGUGCGUGUGGCGACCAACGUGACGUCGGCCAUCAGCUGCCAGGCCGCCUGCCUGCUCGUGGGCGACUGCCUCUCCUGGACCUUCUAUCCCCCCACCACAACCGUCCGCACCGAGGGCGUCAUGGCCCCCAUUGACAGGACCGAGGCGUUCACACACAUCAAAAACAUCUCCAAGACUAUCACCAACAAGAACACCACCAAGGCGGCUGAGAAUGGCACAGCUGAUGCUGAUGCUGAUGCCACGGGGGGGUGCUAUCUGCAGCGAACCACGGAAUUUUCGCGCAGACGUGUGGUGGGGGCGGUCUCUGGGUCGAGGGCGUCACGAGAGUGCUCAGGUGGGUGCAGGCAUUCACACCUGACUGCUGAGACGAUGGAGGCCCGCGGUGAUGCUGCACUCUCUCUGUUUCGCUCCGUUGCAGAAGCAUCGUCGGCUAAUGUGACUGUCACGGCCACCGCCUCCGAGGCCAGCCCCGCCGUCGAAUCGCACACCCUCCUCUCCUGGCUCAUCUGCAAGGUCGACUCAUCCCAGCCAUCGUGCGCCGGCAACAACACCACAGCCACCAAGACACAGCAACACUGGGACACCACCACGACCAACAGCAGCACCAGCAACGUCGGCAGCGGCAAUCUCGUGCGCAUCCGCAAUGCGGCCGAGCCCGACCCGCCGAUGGGCGAGGAUGCGCUCAAGGAGGCCCUCAGAAUGCGGCGCGACAUGCGGGACAGAAUGGGAGCUGUGAAGGAGACCAGCACGGGGGCUGGGGCGAUGAUGGGGCCUGGGUUGGGGGAGGGGGAGGACUACGAUUGGAUGGGCGUGUACACGGCAGCCGUUGGCAGCAGCCUCAUGCUCGGUGCUAUCGUGGUCUUCGUCUGUGUGCGGAGGGCACAAGGUACGUCGCUGCCACAUUUGUAGACGUCACGGUGGAAUGAUUCUCUCUGUCUGCCGCUUGUGAUUGGUCGGGUGCAGUGUUCAGUUUGGUUCGCGAGCAGACGGGCAAGACGACCCCCGGCAGCCCCCUGUGCAUCCCCAAGAUCGCCAUAUCCGGCACCCCACCCACCACACUCGCAGCAGCAGCGGCCUCGUCCGCCUCCCCCUCAUGGGCGCCAUCGCACCCCACCGCCCUCCACCAGUCAGCCUUCUUCUUCUUCCCAUUCAGGACACAUACACGCGACCACUCCACCCGAUCUGAGCCGCCACCCGGACAGAGCCUUUCCCUCACGCUGCCCGCACAGACGGCCGUCGAUGCAUCUCUGGGUGGGGCCGACAAGAGGGCCAGCAAUGGCGGCUCACAGACGUCGCGAGAGAGCGAGAAACGGGCGAAGAGUGUCGGCAAACACGGGCACAAGAAGACCCGGGCGGCUGGUGGUGGUGGUGGUGUGGAUUCCGGUCCUGAGGAGAGCGAGAUGCCGCACAAGCCGACGGAUGGAGAGGGCAGCGGCAGCGGGAGGGCAGCGGUGGGCAUGUACACCCCGGCCCAUUUGGCGUCGAGGAGCGGCCGCACGCCCCAGACGGCCCCCACACACACGACGGGGUGCGGGAGGAAGGUGGCCACGCUGCCUAUUAAGUCGAAGCGGACCAGACACAAGUAACGAUGAUAGAUCGGAUGGGAUGGGCGCAUCAAAGGAACGGAUGGAUGGAUGGAUUCCGCGAGCGGGUGGAAUGGGUACCGUAUGAUGAAUGGCUCCGUGUGUGUGUGUGUGUGUGUGUACGCUUCCGAUUAAUGGUCAUCUAGUUUUGGUUGUGUGUGUGUGUGUGCUUGAGUGUGUGUGUGUGUGUCUGUGUGUGUGUGUGUGUGUGUGUGUGUGUCCCGCAUGUCUAUUUAAAACGUCCGUCCCCUGUACAUACAUACCGACAGAGUGUCUGUCUGUCUGUCUGUCUGUGUCUCCCUCCCUCUCUGUCUGUCUGUCUGUCCGCCUCUCUGCUGCCUGCUGCAUGCGCUGCACACGUGGUGCAGAUUUUCACCAGCCACUCUCUCUCCCAGAAAGGAAAGGAAGAAAGCAAACAAAAGGAAUUAGCUCCUACAUACCAAAGACACAUGUAGGUAUCGCACACAUACCACACCACACCACACCAUACACACACAGCGGUGCACCGAUCCCCCCAGCCACGCCACGCCACUCGCCGCCCUUUUAGCUAGGUAGAUAUUUUACCUACCGGUCACUGCUUGCUGUGGUGGGUGGGUGGGCGAGUGUUCCCAUUCACCGCCACACCCACCUUCAGGCUGUGAAUGGGUGUCAUUUUGUCGGUAUUUCCAUUCAUUCAUUCAUCCCAUUUCAUCCCGAUUCAUUCCAUCGCACCCCCCCGCCCACCCACACCACACUAAUACUAGAUACACACUCGAUACGAUACACACACUGUGUUGGUCAUUCUCGCUUCUUCCUUCUGCCCACCAUGUGCGCGUGUGCUCUCUCUCUCUCUCUCUCUCUCGCCCUCUGUCUCCGUCUCGUGUGUCUGUCUGUCUGUCUGUGUGUGUGUGUGUCUAUCUGUGUGGUGUGUAUGGGUCUUCCUGUCUUCCUGACUGCACGAAAUCUGUAUUAUCAAGUGAGCGUGUGUCUGCCUUGCCUUGCUUGUGGUCGGCCGAGGCAGACACACCUCUGCAGUCAGGUGCACCCCAUCCCGUCCCAUGUAUCCCACCCAUGUCAAUGAUAUAUAGAUAACAUUGAUAUAUUUGUUUACGCUCGAGUACUGACUGAUUGGUUGCUUGUUGAGGGAGGGACACUCGUUGGUUGGUUGGUUGGUUGGUUGGUUGGUCGCCCUUCUCUCCCUUCCCCCUCCCCCUCUGCUUACACACGGAAGUCCGUUCGGUCCCCCUUGUAUAGGUCGAUGAUGAUGGAUGGCGCUUUUGUAAGUUCAGUAAGUGCGCUGGCUGCUCCCUUUUCCCGCUCUCCUCCACGCCACGCCCGUCUGCCCGCCUUCUCUCAGAGCUGAGCGUUUUGUCUCUCUGCCUGUCUCCCUGCCUGCAUACACUCACAUACAAAUGGCGAUCGAGGCUUGUCCCCACACUACCUACACUCCUUUCUACUCUACACACAGACACACCACUGCCCUGCCUACCUGGAUUUUCCCAGCCACACAUAUCCAUGCAGUCCCGUCAGUCAGUGAGUGGAGUCAGGCCACCUUUUGAACGGCGCCAGCCAGGUCAAGCUGCUGAGCUCAGUCACCAACCGCCAUCGAUCGCCUGAAGCGAGCACUAGUGCAUGGUUUUGUGCUGCAUGCCCUUGGUGGGGUGGGUCAGGUGAGUGAGGCCCGGGCCUCCGCCGUACACGUGACGCAGGGGAUGGGUGGGUAGGUGGGGAUGGACGAAACGGAUCAUGAUAAAACGGACACACAGGGGCGGCAGGAGCAGGGACGGACGGACGUACAUGGGGGUGACGUAAGACACUAGGUCGAUUGCUUGCAAUGAGUGCUAUCAAGUGG
Molecule: messenger RNA, 6693 nt
Organism: Vitrella brassicaformis
Lineage: Eukaryota; Vitrellaceae
Source: the annotation of a GenBank genome assembly